Aspergillus ochraceoroseus IBT 24754 is the source of this 1098-nucleotide messenger RNA. RefSeq names its product N5-glutamine methyltransferase family protein. Gene Ontology annotation, cellular component: mitochondrion. The record is from RefSeq and is a predicted model, not a curated record. The transcript is spliced from 2 exons. Gene Ontology annotation, biological process: methylation. Gene Ontology annotation, molecular function: methyltransferase activity; nucleic acid binding. NCBI's taxonomy places the organism in Eukaryota, Fungi, Ascomycota, Eurotiomycetes, Eurotiales, Aspergillaceae. Bases 1 to 1098 code for a protein of 365 amino acids.
AUGCCACGAAUCUCUAUACCAACAAUUAUUCGAGCAUAUCAUCACCAUCGUCUUCUUCCACUACUCUUGAAGGAAUGCCGCACCCUAGAAUCAGCCCGAAAUGAGCUACGAUGGUUACGCGAGAGAGCUCUCCAGGUUACUCAGCAAAAGUGUACAGGUGAACGAACGAUAUCAGGACAGUCUAUCGCCGGAUGGAGGAGUCUGCUCAGGAAAAUGUGCCAGGUCCGGUCAAGAGGAAUGCCUCUCCAGUACAUUCUCGGGGACCAGCCUUUUGGGGACCUGGAUAUCAUCUGUAAGAAAGGGGUAUUAAUUCCAAGACCUGAAACAGAAACAAUCACUAUGCACACUGCAAAUCUAGUCUUGAAAAAUAUGCAGGGGGGUCAAUCUCAAAUUUUGGCCGGGGACGAAUCAGCACCUCUACGUAUUCUAGACUUAUGUACAGGCACAGGCUGCAUAUCACUCCUUCUACACGCUCUUCUAUCACCCCAUUUCCAACGCCUAUAUAUCUUAGGCAUCGAUAUAAGUGAUGUGGCUAUUGGGCUAGCAAGGCGGAACACGGAGCACAAUAUUCGCCGUGGUUUACUCUCGAAGCGCGCUUUAACAGAGGUCUCCUUCCAGCGUGGCACUGUGUUGGGUCAUGACCAUAAUAAUGCGCCCCUAGUUGAAGAUUUGAUGGGCGAUGCCUUUCGUGCUAACUCCCCAUGCGGGGUUCGAUGUGAUGUUCUCAUCUCAAACCCACCAUAUAUCUCCCCUGAGCAUUUUCGUGAUGGAACCACGUCACGUAGUGUCCGUAUUUUUGAACCAGAGCUUGCGUUGGUCCCUCCCGAUGAGCAUUUUCCACACACGGAAGAGCCUACCCUGCGUGAGGAUCUAUUCUAUCAUUACAUCAUAUCUUUAUCUUUUAGGCUUCAGGUAAAGUUAGUGGUGCUCGAGUGCGGGGAUGGUCCCCAAGCGAGGCGUGUGGCUGCUCUCUGCAGGCGGGCUCUAGAUAGGGACCAGUUGGCAGGUGAGCUAUCAGUUGGGGUUUGGUCGGUUGGUGGGACAGAUGCUGCUCCACAUGCGGUGAUUGUUCAGCAGCAUGUCAAGAUAGAUGUCUAG